AUGGACGAUUACAUUGUGACCACAGAGGACUACUGGUUAUUCGACUAUGACAAUUACUCAUUCUCCCCUGAAACCAGCAAGACGUACGCAGCCCCCUGCCCCCAUGAGGACAUCUACGCUUUUGCGCAGAGGUACCUGCCCGUGGUCUACACCCUGGUCUUCUUCCUAGCCGUGGUUGGCAAUUCGCUCGUUCUGUGCGUGAUCCAACGCUACCGCAACUCCAGCGGUGGCGGUGCCUGCUCCUUCUCCCUGACCGACACCUUCCUCCUCCACUUGGCCAUCUCUGACCUGUUUCUGGCAUUCACACUUCCGCUCUUCGCCACGCAGUGGGCCUACCAGUGGGUGUUUGGUGAGGCGGUCUGCAAGCUUUCCGGCGCUUUGUUCUCGCUCAACCGCUACAGUGGCAUCCUCUUCCUGGCAUGCAUCAGCUUCGAUCGCUAUUUGGCCAUCGUGCACGCCAUCAGUUCUGUAUGGAAGCGCAAAACCUGCCAGGCCCAGGUGGCCUGCGCCUUCAUCUGGGUGUGCUGCCUGGGACUCGGAGGGGUGGACAUCAUCUACAAGCAGGUGAGCGAAGUGAAACUCAUAGAUGGGCGGGGUCCGCUCCUUUGCCAGGUGUGGUUCACCGACAAUGCCGCGCAGUGGCAGGCAGCCCUGCAGCUUCUAAGUGUGAGUUUGGGUUUCGGACUCCCGCUGCUGAUCAUGCUUUAUUGCUACAUCCGGAUCUUCCGCUCGCUCUGCAACGCAACCCGCCGGCAAAAGCGCAAGUCCCUCCAUCUCAUCGUCUCCCUGGUGUCUGUCUUCGUGCUAUGCUGGGCGCCAUUCAACUGCUUCCAGCUAGCCGACGGCCUGCAGAGGCUGGGUGCAGUGGUCGGAGGCUGCCAGUUUGGCCGCGUGGUGGACAUGGGCAGCGUGAUCACUGAGAGCAUUGGGCUGUCGCACUGCGCCCUCAACCCGCUGUUGUACGGCUUUGUGGGUGUCAAGUUCCGCAGGGAGAUGUCUCGUAUGUGCAAGGGGCUGCUAGGGAAGGGAGGCUGGAUCGGAGCGGAAGAAUGGAGGGACAGGAAGAGGAAAACCACUGGCUCCUACAGCUCCGCCGAGAGUGAAAACACACGCUACUCGGUCAUAGUAGGAAGAUGA
Nerophis lumbriciformis (worm pipefish) is the source of this 1137-nucleotide messenger RNA. The record is from RefSeq and is a predicted model, not a curated record. NCBI's taxonomy places the organism in Eukaryota, Metazoa, Chordata, Actinopteri, Syngnathiformes, Syngnathidae.